This is a messenger RNA of Pyricularia grisea, 1014 nucleotides long. RefSeq lists its product as uncharacterized. The transcript is spliced from 3 exons. The coding region runs from base 1 to 1014 and encodes 337 amino acids. Lineage: Eukaryota; Fungi; Ascomycota; Sordariomycetes; Magnaporthales; Pyriculariaceae. The record is from RefSeq and is a predicted model, not a curated record.
AUGCCUCUAUCGCCGUUUCCCAUGAGACCAUUACCCGAGACGUCCAUCCUCAAGAAGGGUGACCCUGCGCCGCCGCCACUAGACCCUCGAGCUUUUCCCAGGUUGUCUCCCAGUCAGCUUCCGGAGAAUGCGGUUGACGACGAUGAGGACGAGGACAUGCUGCCUCCCGCCUCGAUGAUUGCGAUCCUCCCAAUAAAGUCAAGGCCAGGGAACAUGAGGCUUCCACGGUACCCCAAGAAUCUCAACUCUAUAGUUCACGAUCAGUGGCAGAGGGCACCUACCCAGCCAUUUAAUCGCCCUCCUAACCCCAAUCAGAAGCAUCUUCAGCGCAGGCUGCCCGAGGAGACAGGCCUCCAGAAUGACUCAGCAGCUGGCGAAGGCAAUGCCGUUGGUCGACUACUCCGCUCACAGUCGGAUACAACAGUAUUCGGAAGCAAUCCCGGAAAUAACCCAAUAAGUAACAUCCGUUCCAGUUCCCAACAGACAUUGAUGGAAUACGACGCGGAUAAACCCCUGCUACGAGUUGUCGGCUUCGAAUACUCUCCGAAUCCACAGGCUCGCUCAUCCCUGGUGGUGGCGGCCUCGCCCUCCGGGUCCGACCAGCAAAGAGACUGCCGCCGAAUUGAAUUGCAUACCCUAACGUACGAUCCCAAUCGCGGCAAUCCUAACGUUGUUCUUUUCGGCUACGAUAUUUUCAGGCUUUAUGAGGAGCUACCUGAGCCAGUAUAUCUUUACCUCUGCAUUGACGAUUAUGAGGGCGAAUCCCUAUUCACACAAUCCCAGAUUUUCGACUCGUUAAAGCAACACACAUAUCAGCCAGAAACUAGAGAAAUAUAUAUUAAUGACGGUGAUAUAACUAUUCUUCUAGAGAACCCUUAUAGGGCAGAGGGGAGAAAGGAUCGGAGGGCUGCCGAGGUGGCGAGCUUUGCAAAGCUUAUAGUCGACAAGGCGGGUGUGAAAUUUUCUCGUUCACCUACAGAGGAUAGUAUCAUAGGCAAGGUCCUGGGGAUGUAG